AUGGACGAUGAGCUGCCGCCGAUGCCAAAUUUGGCCGAUCUGCUGGGACUCUCGGCCUCCGCGCCGGUCGUGAUCAACGUCGGACGAGGCAGAAGCCCCCAAGUGAACGUGUCUAACGGAAAAGCUAAAGCGCGGCCGCAUUUCGUCGAUAUUGCCGUUGGCCGUCCAAAGAAGCGCUUGCGCGACAGUUCAUCGGAACCGGAUGAGGAUAAUACGGCACGGCUUGAUGACGGCGAUGAUCCUGACUGGGACGAUGACGAUGAGUCGCCGAAACCGCGCGUUGCAAGAAAGGUCAUCAAACGGGUGCCCGGCCCAUACCGCUUGAAGCAACCGACUCGCUUCGAUCUGGAGGCUUCAACCACAACGCGCACGCUCGCCAAGUCUCUCAAGUCGCGCGAGCUGACAUUGAGGGAAAUAGUGAAGCUCCUUCAAGUUCCGGCGGAAAACGAAUUUUUGACGACCGCCAAGGAGCUGCGAGUCCGUAUUCCUUGGCCUGACGAUCGGCCUCUUCCACAUCCGUCGAGCCGUGCAGUUUUGCAAGGGAUCGAAAAACUCGACGCUUACCAGAAAACGUCCGGCGGCUUCCAGCGCUAUUUCCGGGCGUUGAGCCAAUCUACUUUGAGUUACAUGAUAACUUAUAUUCAACGCUACUGGACGCUCGACAGCUCCGGCUGGGAGUCAAAGGCUUCACUUACUGCACGGCUUUGCUGGAAUUUGCUCUCGAACGACGUGCGGUUGCAGUGGGAACGUUUGGAAAGACGUGAAGCCAUCGAAGCCAAGCGCGCUAAAAUCUUAGUAUCAUACAAAAAUGACGAUGGUACGAUGGAGCAUUCUGGACGUCGAGAACCGGUGAUAAUGCCACUUUCGGAAAGGCCCUUUAUCAAAGGCGGAAUUUCCAACCUCCUGCCGGACCAGGUCGCGUUCAAGUGCGGCACUUGUAGCCAUGACCCCGAGCCCAUGUUUACAUUUACAAAUGUCGUGCUUCACUAUAUGACAUAUCACUCGACGGCUCAAGUCUGUGCAUGCCACUUCUGCGGCCACGUCUUCCAGUCGCGCACCCACCUGAGCUCUCAUGAUUGUGCGCAAUUCCAGAAUUUUGUCCUCAGCAAUUUUAUGGAAGGCAUCUCCACGUUGCUGAUGAAGUUUUGCAUGGUUUUCCUGGCGUGCGCCGAUUGUGGCCUGUGUCUGCCAUUGCGCGUCGAUUUCGAUACGUCGGGCAUUAUCUCGGAUUACGAGCCUCAGUGGCGGCACUUUAUUAAUGUCAUGUCCAAGCAUAACUGCGGAGCCAUGGUGCCGCUUGUCAUUCACUUCCCAGGAAAACCCGAUGAUUCGCUUACCGAGCUGACAUUGUCCGUGGUUCCAAGGAUGCUGCUGGAUGAAGUGAUGGUUGGCUGUGAUUCUUGUGGCAUCGACGUCUUUUCUGACCCGGCAGCCAGUGAAGACCAUUUCAGACGCUUCCAUCCCGAAAACCAAUACACCUGCGGAGUUUGUGAAACUACGUUCGGAACAAAGGCUUUUUACAAGGAACAUUGCCUCAGCCAUUACCCUAAAAGCAUCAUCCUUGCCGACUACUUGGCGCACCAAUGUCGUCUCCUUCCGCCAACUUACAGUUCACAGCCCGCGGGAGAGAAAGAAAUUCCGUAUGGCGGCUUCCCUAAGGUGAUUGGCGGUGCGAAGAUGCCCCUGGCGGGUCCUUUCGAAAGUACCACCCAUCGGAAGCUCUUGCUCGAAGAAUCGCUGAGACGAGGCGGCGCUAAAUUGAAUGAAGAUGAGGUCGACAGCGACCCUGUGUACUCUCCCGACAGCACGAGCAGCUCCGAGAGCGCCUCCGACUCUGACGGAGAGGGCUUCAACAGGGCACCCCGGAAAAAAGCGAAAACCCAGAAGGCCAAGAAAUUUUCUACAACCGAGUGCUAUUCGCAUAUCCAGCGCAAGCCGAUCCGCGAAGUGUUGAAAUCGCAGGAAAGAUGGGUUGGGCAACUGAAGGAUGCUGAAAUUAAAGCCGCGCUGAAGGAACCCGGCGCCUUCCUCGCUGGGGCCUCUAUCGUCACCGAACAAUGCAGCCAAGGCACCCUCCAAUUCUCCAAGCCCGGCCCGUUUGAAGUACACGGCUAUGCGUCAUCGUACUUGAACCAUUUCAAACGCGUCUUCACCCUACCCAUCACUGGCAAUUUCUCCGAAAGCGAUACAUCAAUGUUAUUCGAGGGCAUCGUCCAUGAAGAAAAGCUCUUCUCUUGCCAAUGCGGAAUGAUUUGCCUCGAAUCCGAGACGAAACAGCAUGUAUUCCACUACCACAAGAGUCGACCCGACGAGAAAUUCGACGCCGCUAUGUGUGACAAGAUGGCCUGCAUCCAUGCCCCAUAUUUCCCAAUGGAUUCGAAAUACCAUUGUGUCCAGGCCGAUUGUGUCGAGUCGUUUUGCGGAAUCACUGGUUUACGCAAGCAUCUCCUGGAGAAGCACUUGCUCUGCCAGCCUUUCACUCAAACCGGUGGAAUUUCAGUUCGCAACAAACGUGCCUUCUCGCUGCCCUACAAGACGGCCGUCGAAAAGCGCAUCGAUCAGGCUUUCGGCAUGGACGCGGCUGGGCUGAUUCCGAGGCGAAUUGCAGGCGCUGUGCCGAUGACCCCGACAUCACACCCAGUAUAUUCCCCGCGACAGACGGUCCUUCCUUCCCGCACCACCCCAGCCCUGCAUAGCCUCCGCCAAGGCAACACAGCACCCGUAAUCCGACAGCCGUACGACGGCCACGGUGAACUGACUCCAUUCCAAAUGAUCGGCUCCGACGGUAAGAACAACGUAUUCAUCUGCAACAUCUGUCAAGUCAACUGCUCCACAGGGCCCGUCAGCCAUUUUCAACAGUUCCACUCUCAUCUUUGCGGCUGUGCCGAAGUGUAUCAGAACGAGCAGGCGUUGACCCAGCAUCGCAUCACUUGUAGCAGUGUUCAAGCACUGGGCAAAUUCACACGUGCCAAGUGCCCGUUGUGCAGCUACAUCGAUGGGAUCAAAAUGAUACUGCGACACGUUCUGAUGGCCCACUUCAACAGUGUCACGUUCAAUCGGCAUACGGGACGGAUGAGCCCGCGGAUCCACCACGUAUUCCAAGCCAUCGCCCCAAAAUUACCCGAAGCAAACAACCACAAAGCUUCGCCCCAAUCACUUCCCGUUAAAGUCAUCGAAAUCGAUGGCGAGGAACCUCUCGUGGUCGAGCGACCAACUUUUAUACCACAGGGUAAUGCCCCCCAUGACCUUGCAUGUUUCCUUUGCGAGCGCUUGUUUGACAACAUCGAACAGCUGGAGUGGCAUUAUCAGAAUCACCCGGAAACAUGGAGCAACUGCCCGAUGUGCUUUGUGACGGGCGAAAUUGUGACGAUUGGCUCGCUUCUGGACAUGAAGCAGCAUAUCGAAGAGCGACACGUCAAGCGCAGCUUUGAUGGCCGACCGACCUGCGCGCAUUGCCAAAAGACGCUCGGAAGCCGCCUCUAUUCUCAUGUGAUCUACGAAUGCACGAAGGCUCCCGCCUGCAUGUUCUGCUCUCUGGAAGCCAGCGAACUGCCGCAUGGAAUACAAAAACAUCGCAAUGUCCAGCACGGCAAGGACGGCGACAUGCUAAUGUCGAAGUACGAGUGCGACCACUGCCACAUGCAAUCCUACUCCUACACCUAUCUAAUGGAGCACAAAUGUCUCCCCUACUACCUGCCGCAUCGUUGCUCGUGUAUGACUGAAGAGGUCUUCCUCGGACGCACCGAAUUCGACGCGCAUUUCGUGCAUCACUACACGAACCUCGCGGAGGGAUACCACUGCAAUUUAUGCCAGCAAGUCAUUCCGAGGGAUAAGUAUAUGAGUCAUCGUGGUACGCACUCGCUCGUCAACACUUUCACGAAGGGCAGGAAGAUUAUCAUCAAAGACCCUAAACUUCUCUCGGCCGAGGAGAAUCCUCCGGUGCUGAAGGAGAAACCAGAUGAGGUGGUGAUCCGCGAAACGCUGGAUGCCCUGGUGAAGCAAGUGACCGCUUCUGACGACAAUGAAGAUACGGUCGACCUUGUUGAUAGUGACGAUGAUGACUGUGUUAUGAUCGAUUCGACAAAUCAACGAGCGACGCCCGAAACGGAGGAGGAAAAUCCGAAUGCUGCUGCGCUGCGGGUGCCGCGUGUUGAAGCCGCUGACAACUAUGGUGGUGGAGGGCAGUCGAGCGGAAUAUUCGACGAUGACGACGAUGAUGAUGCAAUUAUGGACUGCUCACAGGAAAACGGCCCGACGGUCCAACCGGUCAUUGAUGAUGACGGAGACGACGAGUUGUCUGUCGUCGCAGAAGUCACACAUCCUUCUGGCACUUUACCAUCCGUCAUUGCCGCCGGAACGUCGAGGAGCAAAAAGAAGUGCCCGCGAUGCUCGGAAAUGUUCAUCACCAACGUCGCGUUGAAGAAGCAUCUGGAGACGUCGCAUCGUCUGGAUGCCGGCGGUGUUAUUGAAGAGGACUUUGGCAUCCCAGUCGAGAAGCUUCUCAACCUCUGCCGGAUCUGUUGUCACGCCUUCGAGACCCAGGAACAAUACCAGCGCCACCAGGCCGCGCACGGGCCCCAAAAGCACAAUUGCGUCGACUGUUCGGCGGUGGCCUAUAACGCCCAACUGCUCACUCUGCACCGACGUGCCCACGAUGAUCGCCACCUGACGUUCGCGUGCGCCGAAUGCCAUAUUGCGUACAGAACGGAUUCUCAACUCUAUGGUCACCUGGAAGAGCGUCACAAAGUCCGUCUCGUCUAUUUCUGCAAAAACUGCGAGCUCGGUUCGACAAAUGGCCCCGCGAUUAGCGAGCACAUCCGGAAGCGCAUCUGCUCCUCCACUCGCGCCGCCCACAUCAAUGAAACGCCUGAAAGCCAACUUGGCGUUGCGCCGGCUGCCAUUCUCAACUACAUCCCACAGAACGUUGCUCAGCACAAGCGAGCUCUCGCCGCCAAUCCGGCCAUGGCCGUCGUUCCCUCGCCUUGCAGCCAUCGCUCCUUCAUCGCGGCCACGAACGCGGCAGUCGCCUGCCGUAGUUGUCACUGUUUGACCAACAUCUAUUCGUACGUCGCUUCCGAGGAGGCUGCUGGUCGUAGCGCGCGGACUGACUAUCUUAUCCAAAGCCACGCGGCGCCCACGCCACAAAGGGACAUCCUCAACCUGUUGCGCCAACCGCCGAUUCGCAUGAAUGCUGCCCGUUUCCUCAACAGCCGAAAUCAGGCCUACCCGAUCGUCAGUGCCAAUACCAUUACGACCAAAGUUGGCCGACCGAUGUCCUACGUACGCCCGAUGCCGACAACGCAACCAUUGCCCGGCUACGUGCCUCCGCCGCCGCAACCGAAGCGGCUAAGCCAAGCGAACAACGGGCAAUCAGCUACUGUGCAAAUCGUGGAACGCCCGCUGAAUCUAACCGCCCUGGCCGGAGCUAUGGGUGUCGAUGUUGCCUCUGCUGUCCCCACUGGACGACACCGAGUCAAUCUCCCCAAAAGUGGCCCGUCAGUCGUCGAGGGCUUGAUUGCUGCGGAACCUCCGGCGGCUCCGGCUCAACCAACGCCCAGCAGCAGCGCCGGCAAGUAUUCCGCCAAGAUCCUCAAGGACCGCGUGGGCGGCGAAUGCGGAUUCUGCGGAAAGCACUUGCGCAACGAGGGAAUUCUCCGGCUACAUGCUCUCCACACCAAUGGCCAUAAUGCCUUCUGUCUGCUGUGUCAUCGCAGUUUCCCGGAUGAGCAAACGGCUGUCGUGCACAUCUUCAAACACCAUGAUAAGCAACUUGGAAUUGAGGGAAAAGAAAAGCCUGUCGAAUUCUCGUUGAGAUGCCCAUUCCACGGCUGUGAUUUCCACAGCACAUCCAUGUCAGCGCUCAAUGAACUGCGCCGCCAUCUCAACAAGCACACGCUCACCCACACCACCGAUUAUUGCAACCAGAAGUUCGCCACCGCCGAAAGCCGCAAGCGCCACGACCUCGAGCACACCAAGAUGGAAGAACUCGGCCUCGAGACGAAUUGCUGUCUGCUUUGUGGCACGACAAAUAUGUGGACGUCCCGCCUCGCCGGCUUCACCACCCCAAUUUCCCACACGAUGGUCCAUGGCUUUUACCGCUAUGUGAUGUGCCGUGACUGCAACGUGUGCUUCAAGCGGGAUGCUGACAACUCCCGCUUCACCCGUCAUUUCCAAGACAAGCAUGUGACCGAAAUGGAAGGGAAACCGAGAUGUGCCCUCUGCCAUACCUCGUUCGCGACGAUGGCCGAGGCGCUGGAGCAUGGUCGCCAAAAGCACUUUGUGAUCGGCAUCAAGUCUCGUGAGGGUGCAGGCGCUGAUGGCUCCGGAAUAACCGUCACUUCCGGUCCCCAGAUGCGCGCCAGCCUCGGCAUCGAGCCCAUGUACUCCGAAAGUGACCCCAAGGAUUUCGAC
Messenger RNA from Mesorhabditis spiculigera, 6411 nucleotides. The record is from the annotation of a GenBank genome assembly. Lineage: Eukaryota; Metazoa; Nematoda; Chromadorea; Rhabditida; Rhabditidae.